Molecule: messenger RNA, 582 nt
Organism: Histoplasma capsulatum G186AR
Lineage: Eukaryota; Fungi; Ascomycota; Eurotiomycetes; Onygenales; Ajellomycetaceae
Exons: 3
Coding region: 1-582 (193 amino acids)
Source: RefSeq, a predicted model, not a curated record
AUGGUUGAUGUUGUCAUUGGAUUUGAUAUAUGUGGUAGGCAAGCUGCAAUUUGCCGCUGGCUACCAACGAUAAGGCUGGAGAGCUACCAGUCAUCAUCAGCGACAUACUACACGUUCAGAGUGCUGGGGCUGGCUGAGAUAGCAAAUGGUUUAAAGGAACACAAGGCAAAGAUUCACCAGGGCGAUAUUGUCGUUGUUUCCCAUGCGCCAGAGUUUCACAACUAUCUCUUGUCCUCGCUAGCUGAUACGAUCCACCAAGGAAAUAAGAUGCAUGGGAAGUGGACAGUUGAAGAGGAUAUCUUCGUCGCAACCCUCCGGCUCGGUACGAACCUAACUUGGCGGGAGAUCGAAACCGAAUUCAACAAAAGGUUUCCCCCCGCCACGCCCAAAGACUUGGAAUCAAGAUAUAACAAAGGCUUGAAACCAGGCAGACGCGUUCCAGCAGAUAAAAGACGAAUAUCGGACAUCAUCGACGAUUACCGGCACUACGGGUUGGAGGAAGAAAACCCCGCUGCAAAGGAAAUUUUGCAACAGGCAUUGCGCAUCCUGGACGAAUAUUCCAUGUGUCGCUUGUGGUAUUAA